Messenger RNA from Cornus florida, 449 nucleotides. Its product is annotated as transcription factor MYB27. Gene Ontology annotation, biological process: regulation of DNA-templated transcription. Gene Ontology annotation, molecular function: DNA-binding transcription factor activity; sequence-specific DNA binding. The transcript has 3 exons. Bases 1 to 438 code for a protein of 145 amino acids. Lineage: Eukaryota; Viridiplantae; Streptophyta; Magnoliopsida; Cornales; Cornaceae. Gene Ontology annotation, cellular component: nucleus. The record is from RefSeq and is a predicted model, not a curated record.
AUGGCUACUUAUCAAGUACUAGACAUGCAAGAAGAAGGAAAAUUACAUAAAGGGCCUUGGUUCGAAGAGGAAGAUGAGCAAUUGACUGCCAUUGUUGCGCUUCUAGGGGAGCGGAGGUGGGAUUCGCUAGCAAAAGCAUCAGGCCUGCAGAGGAGUGGCAAGAGUUGUAGGUUUCGGUGGCUAAACUAUCUCCGUCCCAAUCUUAAGCAUGGUCAUAUAAGUGCAGAGGAAGACCAAAUCAUUAUUCAACUUCACAAGCAAUGGGGUAACAAGUGGUCAAGAAUUGCUAGAAGGUUGCCAGGAAGAACAGAUAAUGAGAUCAAGAAUUACUGGAGAAGUCAUUUGAGAAAGAAAGAACAAGUUACAAUUGGUACUGCAAAUUUAUCUGCUUCCAUGCAUGUUUUUACUGCUAUUGCUUAUGUAUAUUUUACUGACUGAUGUUAUAUAUA